GCCCAGCAGUGCCACUCACCUGUGUCACCCAUCUGUAAGUGCCACCCAUCAGUGCUGCCCAGCAGUGCCACCCAGCAGUGCCCCUCAGUGCCACCUAUCAGUGCAGCAUCAUCAGUGCUAGCUCAUCAGUGCAGCCUAUCAAUGCCGCCUAUCAGUGCCCAUCAGUGCUGCCUAUCUGUGCCACCUCAUCAGUGCCCAUCAGUGCUGCCUAUCAGUGCAGCCUUAUCAACGCACAUCAGUGAAGGAGAAAAAUUACCCGUUUGCAAAAUUUUAUAAUAGAAGCAAAGAAAAACUUUGUUUUCAAAUUUUUCUGCUCUUUAUUUGUUUAUAG
Messenger RNA from Staurois parvus, 331 nucleotides. The record is from the annotation of a GenBank genome assembly. Lineage: Eukaryota; Metazoa; Chordata; Amphibia; Anura; Ranidae.